Molecule: messenger RNA, 1006 nt
Organism: Polypterus senegalus (gray bichir)
Lineage: Eukaryota; Metazoa; Chordata; Cladistia; Polypteriformes; Polypteridae
Product: mast cell protease 1A-like
Exons: 5
Coding region: 34-807 (257 amino acids)
Biological process (GO): proteolysis
Molecular function (GO): serine-type endopeptidase activity
Source: RefSeq, a predicted model, not a curated record
CCUUCUAUAAAACUGAGAUCUGAAUUUGUAGAGAUGAUCACACGUGAAGCCAUGCUACGAAUGUACUUGACCGCCAUCACCAUCGUCUGCCUCGGACUGGCAGGUGUCUCUGGAGUCAAAAUCAUUGAUGGGACAGUCGCCGUACCCCACAGCUGGCCUUACAUGGCAUAUUUGAAGAUAAUAAAAGAGCGAGAGGUGCAUAUGUGUGGAGGGAUCCUCAUUUACCCUAACGUCAUCCUGACGGCAGCUCAUUGCAAAGGAAAGAACAUCACUGUGAUUCUGGGGGCUCAUUUCUGGUCAGAAAAUGAGAAGUCCCAGCAGACAAUACCAGUGCAGGAAAUGAUUCCUCAUGAAGCAUAUAAUAAUAAAACCUUUGAAAAUGACAUCAUGAUUCUGAAGCUGAAGUCCAAUGCUACAAUCACAAAAGAAGUGAAAACAAUCCAACUGCCAAGCAAAGACGAGCGCUUUGUGCCUGGCACCACCUGCUCGGUGGCAGGAUGGGGAAGUACAAUAUCUUCUGGGACUCAAAGCAAUGUUCUGAGAGAGGUGACUGUGAAGAUCCAGGAACGCUGUUACUCUGCUUCACUGAUCUGUGCACGAGGCACCGGCAGAAAGGGAAUCUGUGUUGGAGACUCUGGAGGUCCACUAGUUUGUCAAGGAAGAAACAACAUCCCUACCGCUGCAGGAAUUGUGUCUUACUCUGUGUCAUAUAACUGUGAGGAUGCUGAUCGGCAUGACGUGUACGUAAAAGUGUCUGCAUACCUUAACUGGAUCAAAACUAAAAUUGAAGUUAGCUCUUCUGCUUGAUGGCUCCUCCAGGGCAAGGAUUUGAAGGCAACUGCUGUGUCUCAGCCUGUUGUAGUCCUAAACAGCAAUCCUAUAUUACAUUACCACGCUGACGCAGAGCUCAAUGACACAUAAAAUGCUGGAUGAUCCUUCCUCUUUCUCUUAAACCAUAACCACCAGCACAAGUAACCGCUUCAAUAAAGUCUGCAGUGCAAUGGAG